This is a messenger RNA of Puntigrus tetrazona (Sumatra barb), 2949 nucleotides long. RefSeq names its product SRY-box transcription factor 17 (gene sox17). Gene Ontology annotation, molecular function: RNA polymerase II cis-regulatory region sequence-specific DNA binding; DNA-binding transcription activator activity, RNA polymerase II-specific. NCBI's taxonomy places the organism in Eukaryota, Metazoa, Chordata, Actinopteri, Cypriniformes, Cyprinidae. Gene Ontology annotation, biological process: angiogenesis; vasculogenesis; anatomical structure morphogenesis. The record is from RefSeq and is a predicted model, not a curated record.
GCCGAGUUUAAAGCUGCCUGAUAACUCUCUAUGCACUUCUGACCUUACGAUUGAAUACACUGUAUGCUUUCAACUAGGGAAACUGAGCAAAGAACGCUAAAGGAUACGCUCAUUAGACCAAUCGGAGGCGCUACUUUCUACUUUCAUCCGUGAUCACCAAGGAUACGCGCCCGGUGAGUGGGAGAUGAGCAGCCCCGAUGCGGGUUACGCCAGUGACGACCCGAGCCAGACCCGAGGCACCAGCUCAGUCUUAAUGUCUGGCAUGAGGCAGUGCGCGUGGGGGGACCCGCUCAGUCCCCUUUCUGACACGAAAGCAAAACACGAGGCGUGUUCUUCAGCGGGUCCCGGGCGCGGAAAGAGCGAGCCGCGCAUCCGCAGGCCGAUGAACGCGUUCAUGGUGUGGGCGAAAGAUGAACGCAAGAGGCUCGCGCAGCAAAACCCGGAUCUGCACAAUGCAGAGCUGAGUAAAAUGCUUGGUAAAUCGUGGAAAGCCUUACCAAUAGUGGACAAACGUCCGUUUGUUGAGGAGGCAGAGCGUCUCAGAGUGAAACACAUGCAAGACCACCCGAACUACAAAUAUCGGCCACGGCGUCGUAAACAAGUGAAACGAAAUAAACGGCUGGACCCGAGCUUUGUGCUUCACGGGGCCGGGGAUGCUCACCCUCUGGGCAUGGACGGCAUGAGCGUCGGAUUUUCGGAACUGCCCCAAGCUAGACUGCCUCCGUACUGCGAGACCCAGACUUUGUUCGAACCCUACAGCUUGCCCACACCUGACCCCUCUCCCAUGGACGCUGGGGAGUUUUUUGCCCAUCUUCAGGACAAUCGCCACCAGUCAGCAUACAGCUACCACAACCACCAAGAGCACCACUUUCAGGAAAACCCAAACAUUCUCCCCAACAUGCAUGAUCAUACCAACAUGAAGUCACUCGCAAACACACAUUUCCACUGCAACGUCAACACGCACGCCGAUCCCAGCUCACACACUUCCAGCACCACGCAGUUCAGUCUAAUAAACGGUGCUCACCCCCAGCAAGCUCUUCAUGAGAGUGCCAAACCGCAAACCAGUCACAGUUCUGGUGCUCAUCUGAAUUCCCUCGCUCACCCCAUAUCUCACACCAUCUUUAACAAAAGCUCUUCUUCUCAGCAAGCCAUGCCUCCCGAUUACCCGAACUGUCCCUCAACUUUAGAUGACCAUUACGGGUACAGCUCUCAGCUGAAGCGUCCUUAUGAGGAAUUGUCACUUCCUGUUGACCUUCACGCACCUGCACAGGUCCCCGCAGCAGCUCACAAUCGCAGUUCUACUGAAAUGGCGGAUGAAGUGGAGUUUGAGCAAUGCCUUACUUACGCGGUCCCCCAUGUAACAUUACAGGGGUCCAACCUAAUCUCAACCGUACUGUCUGAUGCUAGCACUGCUGUGUACUACUGUGGCUACAGUAAUUCCUGAGGAGAUUUGAUGUUCUUUUUGAUAAAUCCUGAAUCGCACAUUUUCACUGUAACCGAUUAUUAGGAAAACGGAAUGACGUACUUUUAACUAAUAGAGCUGUCUAAUGAAAUCUCAGAGGCCUUAAAAUGUGUUUUCCAAUGUUUAACUUUUGCAGCUGCGUAAUGUCUUUAAAAUCGCUAUAUUAAAUCAUAAUAUGAGUUUUGUGGAUUUUACUCCAUGUUUGUUAGCCUUGAGGCCAUCUGUAUGAUACAUGUAUAUAAAUUAGCUGUAGCAUAUCCGAUUUUUUGCCCCUGUAAAACAGAUUGCAAAAUACGUUGGACAUGUCUUGCUCACGGGGCAAAUAAAAACGUUGGUCCAAUACUCUGUAUUGGUUCGUGGCUGUGAGAGAAGAGCUCAACCAAUGCAUAGGACACAGGAACGAAAAGUGUGCUAAUGAAGCUAUUUCAUGGAAUCUUUCAAUAAGAAAGCUGUAAAUAUUGUCAGCAUAAAAUGAGAUGUAUAGAAAUAUACCCUUGCAGAGUCAGUAUACAUUUUUAGAAUAUUAUUUCAGUUUUGAGGACAAACAAGAAAGAAGGAAGAAAGCAUAGUAAAAUCCCCUCUUGAGUCAAACCCUCAUUCGAAGAACCACCGUAAACUUUUCAGUCCUUCACUGCUUAUCUCAUUAUUAUUUACAGCUCAAUGUUCUUGAUUUAAAUAGAAUCUUUUAUAUAUGAAAAAAAACAAUAUUUAUGCUAGCAAGAAUGUGAGGUAGCAGUCUCAAAGCAUGCAAGUAUGCAAAAUAGAAACUGUGAAAGCAACAUGCACUGCUUGCUUCGAAAAACAGCGAAUGCAAUAAUCUGCGUUACUAGGAAAGAGAUCUUGAACGUUUCAUGCAAGGAUCAACUCUUCCAUGUUUUUCCUCAAAUGUACAUAUCAAAAACACGACUUUAUACUUUAUUGUAGUUGCCAUACCAACAAGUCUGUUGUAAAAAAAACUCACAAAACUCACAAAAAGUGUCCAUUUGAUCUUAUAGAUGUCAGGGAUCCACAUCUGAGAUAACGGCAAGGGUUUUUUUUUAUUCCACAGGAAUGGAACAAAAUACAAAACCUACAAAUUUGAAAUGAAUACAGUCUUUGGAAUAGGACGCAAACUGACUGUCAUGGAUCUGACAGUGACACGUAUGAAUCUGUGACAUUCACACACACACACACACACACACACACACACACUCAAUCACUCACUCACUGAGGUUUCAAUGUUUUAUUGGGACAUUCCAUAGGCAUAAUUGUUUUUUUAUGCUGUAUAAACUGUAUUUUAUAUCCCCUUACCAUUAUUAGAUUUUCAAAAAGACUUAAUUCUGUAUGAUUUACGCUUGUUUCACUGGAAUUACUAUUACUGCCAUUACUAAACUUGUGGUCCCCAUAUAGUAGGAAAUACCACACACACACUGAAUAUCUACAAUGUCUGAACCGUGUAUAUAUAUUUGAAAGACAGAAUACAAAACUAAUAAAAGCUACGAGUUUCA